Messenger RNA from Rotaria sp. Silwood1, 1368 nucleotides. NCBI's taxonomy places the organism in Eukaryota, Metazoa, Rotifera, Eurotatoria, Philodinida, Philodinidae. The record is from the annotation of a GenBank genome assembly.
AUGAGUGCAAAUCAUACUGAUGGAGAAAAACGAGUGGUAUCCUUCUUCAUUUGGGAUCCUGAAUUAGAACGUAAAAUCGAUUGUGAAGUCAAAAUGAUUGAUGGAAUCAGUAAGCUACUCAAUGUAGCAACAACAGUCGAACAAACAAUAGAAUGUAACAAAGCUCUUGUUCUUUCGCAACAACGAAUGUUAGCUUUUAUGAGUGAAAUAAGACGAAAACAACAGAAUUUGCUUAAACGUGAUGAUACCAAUCUUGAACCAACAAAAGCAACAGUUAUUUUAUCCGAUAUUCGUUUACCAUUAGUAUGGGCUAGGAUGAAAAAAGCAAAAACAGACCAAAAAAAAUUUGCUGUUUUUUGUUUGGCACGUAUUGGUUGUGAAAUAAUUGAUACACAAAUGAAAUUUAUCGAUAAACAAUCAACUGAUAUACUUUUUACAGACAACUUAACAUUUGAAAAUGUUCCACAUAAUUUUGAAUUACAUCUUGAAAUUUAUGCAUUAAAUAAAAGUCUUGCUCUAUCAACAGCAGCAAAAGAUUUUGCUGAAAGAUAUAGUUAUUAUUCAAUUCAUGGAUCACCACGAUCAAGAAGAAGAAUUCCACAAAAUGAAACAACUCAACAAAAAACAUCUAAUCAACCACAAUCAAAAUUUGUUUUAGUUGCUCGAGCCUUGUAUACCAAAGAAUCUGUUCAUAAAAUGGCAAAAGUUCGUAGUUUAACAAUGGAACGUCCACAAGAAAAUCCUUUAAUGCAAUUACCUAUUGAAAAUGCAUUUAUUUCACGUUUUCUUAUUCAACCAUUGUGUUAUACACGAUCAGCAACAUUUGCUGGUAUUGUUGAAAUUAAUCGUGUCCCAUAUUCAUGUAUAUUAAAUGGAGGAUUUCUACAUGGUGAAGAAAUAAUGCGUAAUGAUUAUUCACACCAACGUACUUUUUCAAUUCCGAUUACAACGGAUACUAUAAUUUUAUCACAUAAUGAUCAUUUAUCAUUUUCAAUUUAUAAUCGAAAUUUUAAUCAAGACGAAUUUUUUGUUCAAGAUUUAUUUACAUUAAAUAUUUGGAUACGAGCAUUACAACAACAUAUUGUGGAUAUUCGUACUUGGGAACAAACUGUCGAACAUUUACCAUCCAUACGACGAUAUUCUCAUCAGCCAAUAACAGCAUCAACUAGUACGAUAAAUUUAGCACAAAAGCCAAUAUUAAAAACAAAAGCUCGAUCACUUGAUAACAUUUAUCAAACGAUUAGUACUUCUGAAUUUAUUGUUCCUAAUCGAUUUAAUCCAUCAAAAAAUAUUACUUAUAUUAGUGAUCAUCAUACAACUGACGACGAUGAUGAUGAUGAAGAACAAAUCAUACAUACACGAUUGUAA